Cuscuta europaea is the source of this 1971-nucleotide messenger RNA. Lineage: Eukaryota; Viridiplantae; Streptophyta; Magnoliopsida; Solanales; Convolvulaceae. The record is from the annotation of a GenBank genome assembly.
UCAAAGAUAGGUUGAACAAAUCCUUAUAAAUUCGGAAAGUCUUGAUUUCCCUUGCAUAGUUGUAUUUAUACUUCCUCUCUAGAUGGAAAUUAGAUAUUGAAGAAGCGCUUGAAGCACGACACCCAGUAGUCUCUUACCCGAACUUGAGGUGGAUUAGCAAUAACCCAAUGAAUACAGAUCGCUGAGAACAUGGAAGCAGAUGUCUCUAAUGCCGCAAAGUUGUAAUCUUUUGGCGUAAUUGCUUCUUAUUUUCAAAAAAAGGGCUUAUAGGGUUUUGAAGUUGGAGCUAUGCUUAAUCUCUCUGUGGUGUUUCCCUUCUUUCUAUUGGGCUUUCUUUCACUGAUGACUCCUGCGUUUGCUAAUAUCGUUUUGAUCGGUAGAAAUACAACUUUCUCUUUGGAAGACAUUGAGGCUAAUUUUGCUCCCACAGCAACUGGAUCAGGACAGUGUGGGAGAUUGUAUGUUGCUGAGCCAUUGGACGCCUGUUUACCCUUGAAUAAUAAGGUGGGCCCAGUUAAAAACAGCACUAAACCUCCAUUCGUGUUGAUAAUAAGGGGAGGAUGUAGAUUUGAGGAUAAAGUUAAAAGAGCACAAGUUGCUGGAUUCAAAGCAGCCAUAGUCUAUGACAAUGAGUACGGGGACUUAGUUGCAAUGGCGGGAGAUUCUAGCGGCAUAAAGAUACCUGCCGUAUUCGUGUCAAAAACUUCAGGAGAUUUGCUCACUAAAUAUGCGGGCAACAUGGCAGUUGAAGUAUGGAUAAUACCGACCAUUGAGAAUUCGGCGUGGUCAAUCAUGGCCAUAUCAUUCAUAUCAUUGCUUGCCAUGUCAGCAGUGUUAGCCACCUGUUUCUUUGUUAGGAGGCACCGUGUUAGAAGAGAGAGACUGACUCGGACCACUACAAGCACAACACGUGUUAGAGAAUUUCACGGGAUGAGUAGGCGGCUUGUUAAGGCUAUGCCUACUUUGAUAUUUACAACUGUGGUUGAGGAUAACUGUACAUCAAUGACUUGUGCUAUAUGUCUUGAAGAUUAUAAUGUUGGGGACAAGCUUAGGGUUCUGCCAUGCCGUCAUAAAUUCCAUGCCAUGUGCGUUGAUGCUUGGCUAACGACAUGGAGAACUUUUUGCCCAGUUUGCAAACGUGAUGCCAGAAGCAGCACAGGCGAUCCACCGGCAUCAGAAUCCACACCAUUGCUUUCUUCAAGCACGUCUCUCUAUUCAUUCUCAUCAAGAUCAUCGUUAGCCAUACAAAUAGGCCCUUCAACAUCCCGCCCCCCUUCUCGCCCUCUGUCACUCAAUUCCUCUGCCCAAUCAUCCAAUCUUGUUGCAAGCCGGAACUCGUUAGACCUAAGGGAUCCGUCUUCUCAGCUGUCCCAUGGCUCUUAUUUGGUUUCACCUCACUCAUUAUCACUGGGGUACCCUUCCAUAUCACCUCUUAAUAACUCAAGAUACAUGACUCCAUAUAUUCCGACAAGUUCGGGCAAUGCUUCAAGUAGCUAUAUCGGCGGCUCUUCUAGUCGGCAUCCAAACCCGCUUCAUCACAGUGAGUCCUAUGCAAGCUUUUCGCCAUUUGCUUCAGCUCAGUCGCUCCCGGAUUGUGAGUAGGGAACCCGUUUAAGAGACAAGUUGGUCCAGGCAACUGUGGAUGACACUAGAAUGUAUGUUUGUUUGUACUUUAUAACAUUUGAUUUUUGUUUGUGCAUGUUCUGCUUUGAGAAUGAAAGUGCUUACCCCUCACCUUCUCUUUCACUUUCUUGUUGGGGACGACAUUUUGAGAUGCUUAGGAAUUCUGUGUUCUUGAAUUUAUUAUUUGUACAUAUAGCUGACAUCUCAUAUUUGCACUUCUCAUUACAAUUUUUUCUGCAUAAUGUAUAUACCCUUUGUUUUACAACGCAUGUUUAGGAUUGUGCGCUGGAAUUGAGGAAUGAAUGUAAUGUUUCAUAACUUUAGACUCCGUAUUAGGCUUGAAUUAAA